AAGAUCUGCGGAUGAAAUGUCAGGCAAUAAAAAAUUACCCUGUCAAAAAGAGGCUUGUGCUAUCCAGAAGUGCUUGCAAGGUAAUCUCGUAUAAUGAAUAAAGGGGGUAAGUUUCUAAAGAAACUGUGGUGCUGCGUCGGGGGAAGAGUAAAGCAGGUAAUAUAAUUUAGUGUUAACAACUGAGUUGAAAACGUAAAUUGGCCACCGUAAAGGGUAAAAAGCUGACGUUUCGAGCGUUAGCCCUUCGCCAGAGCGAUUGUAUAAUCUCGUAUAUAAUCUCGUAUAUAAUCCCGUAUAUAAUCUCGUAUAUAAUCUCGUAUAAUUUCGAGGCGCCUAAAAAUUAGGCUACUCACACGUAAACGGGCAAUUCAUGGCUAGGUAAUUCCGAAGUUUAAUUUUUCUCGUACUUUUGAAAUUACGUCAGCCACGAGUAUUGCUCCUUUUUUUUUUAACACAACUAUUAAUGCCGAUCAUGAACAUUUCUACUCGCUUUGUACAGUAGAACUGGUUUGAAUCCAGGAGUGAUAUUUGAUAGUGUACUCUAAUCGUCCAAAUAGUCCUGGAACAGGAAGGACUGUGUCGGUAAUAGUACGUGACUUUGAUGACGAAAAUUCACUACUACAGAUAACAGUCCUUCCCAGGGCUUCUCCGGACGAUCGCAAGACACGAUAAAAUUGACUAAGAAAAUGCCGUGAAUUGAUGGGCUGUAAAGUUUUGGAUGUGGGGGAGGGGGUGGUGGGGGCAGCAGUGGGGGGUAGGGUUUGGUGUGGGUUGGAGGAUGGAGAUGUAUGGACCAUCAAAAUUAAACCAUGCCUAAAAUAUAAUAGUUUGAUAAUAAUAAUUAUUAGUUCAUAUCUUUAUUUUCCACCAAGAAUAUAAUUAUCAAGAGGACAGAUGCCAACAUGUGAUUAACAACAUGAAGAAAUGCUGUCAAAAGAUUUCAGCUAUAAACACUGAACUGUGCUUGGGCUUCAAACAGAACUUGAGCAGCAAAAAGUAAUGAACAGAGAGAGGUAGUAAAGGACUUCACCCAGAGAGCAAGAGUGAACAACUGAGACACCUUCAUAGGCUGAAAUAAGUUGAUCUCUGCACUGUCAGCUAGCAAGAAAAUCAGCAGAUAAGAGUUGACUUACAGAUGUUUUGAAGUCUGUUUAUGCACAUUGUGGCUGACUUGAAGACAG
Pocillopora meandrina is the source of this 1181-nucleotide messenger RNA. NCBI's taxonomy places the organism in Eukaryota, Metazoa, Cnidaria, Anthozoa, Scleractinia, Pocilloporidae. The record is from the annotation of a GenBank genome assembly.